CCUAAACAGCCUUUUCGACUGCUUAAGGGACACCCAGCUAUGAUUCCCUCCUCGGGAUUUCCGUUGCAGGUGAAAAACCCUAAAGAACAAGGGAAUCGUUGCCUCGGUCCUCAGGAAACAACAUAUAAGUUCGAAUGCCCGGAUAAAGGCAAUCACGUUGGGAUGAAUCUGGGAGGGAGCCAAGUUCAAGUGAUUAAACACUCCCAUCUGGAAGUCGUUGAAAGGAAGACGGAGUCUGAGAUCUUUAAAUACGAUCUCGUACAUAGGGAAGGUGUUCUGAGUAAAUUCCGAGCAAAUGCGUGCGUCCCGUGUCGGCCUCAUGAUCUUAAAAUUUCUCUGAAACCCCUCCUGGCCUCCGCCGUACUCGACGACAAUAUAAGCUUGCCUGUAGGUAUAGCUAUAAAUCGAAGCUAUCCCUCGGGGUUCCGCACCGACCCAGUCCAGAGUAGGGUCGUCAACAGCGUCGACCAGAUUAAUGCUUUCCUCGGUGUCAAUGUGCUCCGAGGACUUGGGAAUAUCAGCCAUUUACCUGCAAAGUAUAUGAAACCGGUGAAUUCGACAGCAAAUCCGCUUUUCCGCGACACAGACGGGGAGAAGUAA
Molecule: messenger RNA, 600 nt
Organism: Vicia faba (fava bean)
Lineage: Eukaryota; Viridiplantae; Streptophyta; Magnoliopsida; Fabales; Fabaceae
Source: the annotation of a GenBank genome assembly